This is a messenger RNA of Topomyia yanbarensis, 852 nucleotides long. Its product is annotated as natterin-4-like. Lineage: Eukaryota; Metazoa; Arthropoda; Insecta; Diptera; Culicidae. The transcript has 2 exons. The coding region runs from base 190 to 756 and encodes 188 amino acids. The record is from RefSeq and is a predicted model, not a curated record.
UGGACCGGCGGGGUAGAUAAGAAACACUUUCCCCAUAAUGUGCAAAUAUAUAGCGAUAACAAAUGCUUCCGUCCAACAAACUUACUGUUUUUGAACGUCUACCCAGGACCACCUCCACCUAUCGGGUUCAUCCAUGAUCAUCUCCGGUCUGGGCAACCGGCGGGAUUCGAACUUUCCUAUGGAUUUCCCAUGCCUCAACUGACCCAACCACCACCUGAAGAAACCAAACCUCCGUCGUCACCAUCCUCGAGCUCGUCGGCUGAAGAUGAUGGACUGAAUUCAUGUUCGAUUGCGCCGAGAUUCCCUUUUCAUGAUGAUCUUAUCGGAGGUUGUUGGCAGCACUGUACCGUGGAUGGACCGUUUCCCUCAAACAUGGUACGAGCUGGAGUAGACGGGGAUGGUGCGGUAAUUUUUGCCGGUCGAGCCUUCCACGAGGGAGAGAUGGUUCCGGCUAAGGUUAUUCCGUCGAAGAACGCUGCCUACAUCUGCUACGGUGGGGAAGAAAUACUGAAGGAAGACUUCGAGGUGCUCCGAUCCGGUGACUUCGUGUGGGAAUUUGCCUCGAACGGAGUCGUGCCAGAGAACGCGGUCAAGAUUGGUGCUACGGUUGACGGAGAACCGUUGUACAUGGGAAGGGCACUGUACAGCGGCACGCAAACACCGGGAAAGGUGCACUCUUCCCACGCGUGUCUGUACAUUCCGUUCGAUGGUGCCGAGGUCAGCUGUGCCGAGUACGAGGUACUCUGCCUUAAGUAAGGAACAGUUCGAAGCCAAUGAAGGAGAAAGGAUGCGCAGUAAACGCUUGAAUUGAGAAUAAAUUAAAAUUAUUUUAUGAGCUCGAGAUUAUAUGAA